Messenger RNA from Poecilia latipinna (sailfin molly), 6551 nucleotides. Its product is annotated as protein shisa-9B-like. Bases 16 to 1089 code for a protein of 357 amino acids. The record is from RefSeq and is a predicted model, not a curated record. The transcript is spliced from 2 exons. Gene Ontology annotation, cellular component: postsynaptic density; AMPA glutamate receptor complex; postsynaptic membrane. Gene Ontology annotation, biological process: regulation of short-term neuronal synaptic plasticity; regulation of AMPA receptor activity. NCBI's taxonomy places the organism in Eukaryota, Metazoa, Chordata, Actinopteri, Cyprinodontiformes, Poeciliidae.
UAACCUGAUGUUAACAUGGUGCUGUCCUGUGUUUGUCCAGAAGGCGGCCAGCUGAACAACAAUGUGGCAGCCAGCUCCAGCGUUGGCCCGCAGCACCCCUACCCGGCGCUCAGCCAGCUGGCUCAGGCCUACGAACAGCAGCAGCAGCAGCAGAACGCCGACCUGAACAAGUACGCCUCCCUGAAGGCCGUAGCUGCCAAGUACAACGGAGAAAUCUACAACAAGCGGCGGCUGAUGGUGGAGCUGCCGACGAAAGGCGGCCUUCCUCUCCAACCGAUGGGAAACUCUCGGAGCGCCAUGGGCAACCUGUCGAUGACGCCGCCGAUGGCCGCCAACGCCAUGCCGUCAAACCCCCUGACCUCUAACCCCUUGAACUCCUCCAUGACACAGAUGGCUUCAAUGGCCCCAAUGGCUUCAAUGGCCCCAAUGGCAUCCAUGGCCCCAAUGGCAUCAAUGGCAUCAAUGGCUUCAAUGACAGCGAUGACGUCCAUGCCGCAGAUGACCUCACUCUCCCCAAUGCCCUCCAUAACCCCCAUGACCUCUUUAGGUCCACUGACUCCGGAGCCUGUGGCCACCUACGUGACGGAGAUGCCCAGCAUCUCGUCCGUCUCCACCCUGCCGACGGAGCGGCACAUUGCGGGCGGCAGCGGCGGACUCAAGCCCAACGGCCAAAAGUCCAAAGGCGGCCAUGCGGCCCACAGCUCCUACAGCUCCCACACACACACCCACACCUACAGUAGCAAGGCGCCAGGACUCGGGGCUUCUUCCCUGGCGCACAUGGUGGGGACGAUGCCAAGCGGCAUGUCCAGGGCCGUCGAGACCGCCUUUGGCUCGAGCUCGGCCACCAUGGGCCGGCCGUUUGCCUACAGCUCCAACACCAUCGCUGGGCACGCGGUGGGCUUUGGCAUAAAGGGCUGGGAAGGGACAGAGACGGUGGGCAGGAGAAAGAGCUACGGGCACAAGAGGCCCCAGUGCACGGUGCUGGAGCCCAACCAGCUGCACGGCUCCCGGGGCCAGAGCCACAGCCAGCACUUCCUGCCCACGCAGCCCUACUUUGUGACCAACAGCAAGACGGAGGUGACUGUGUGAGAGCGAGAGGAGCGGAGACGCAAAUAAUCUCUGUUUGGAGACGCCACCUCCUGGGGAGCUCCGGAGGAGGCGGAGCUUCGUCGUCUGAGUGAAAGUUGCCUUGAAGUCAGAGCCAACCAAUCAGAUCACGCUUCAGAUGCUGACAACAAACAAUACGUACCUGAGGCCAUGUUUGUACAUUUGUGCCGAUGUUCGAGUUGUCUCCUCCUCUCUGACGAUGUCCAACGUUAGAGAGUCAGAAACCAAACCUGAUAGCAAUAUCGCAGAUGAAGAGCGAUGUCAUGGUAACGGAGAAAAACCGAGUUAUUACCCAGAAGCCUUCAGGAGAGGCUUCCUCAACGAAACACCAAACGGUCUGGAGGAAAAACGUUCGCUCAUGAUUACAACCGUUUCUCCUGAGAGCUUUGAAGCAGAAGCACACAGUGGUGAUGAUGAUGAUGAUGAUGAUGAUGAUGAUGAUGAUGAUGAUGAUGAUGAUGAUUGUGGGAUUCAGAUUUGAGGUAGAUGCAGCAAAAACAGAAAAAUUCAAACGGUUUUUAAAUCUGAUUGGGUCAAUCUGAGAUUAAAUCCUCUUAAUCCCUGAAAUCCUUCAGUUUUAAUAAUCUGGCAGCUAUUUUAAUACGAUAACUAACCAACUAAACAGGAUGAAUGUUUUCAACCAUAAUGACCUAGUCAAAGUUUAUUUAUGGAGAAUCUUUAAAAACAACCGAAGCUGACCAACCGUGGUUAACGAAGACAGAAUAUCGAACAAAAAUGGAUGAAAAGUAUAAAAUACGGAAUCUGUACAGAGUAAAAGAACAGAAAUAAAAUGGAGUCAUUCUCAACCGAGAUUAAAAUCUACGGAGAAACACUGAGACUCUGAUCUGCAGGCAUCAGGGGAAAAACCAACAGGAGAAAAUACAUCAGAUAAAAUCUGUUGAUCAAUAAUAACAGGUUAAUAUGUAAACAGACCUAUAACUAACUUUCCCAGAAGAAUAUCUGAUGCUUUCAGACUUUCACUAAAUUUACACUAUUAGUUGAAUUAAGAAGCAAUUUUAAAUAAUAAGAAUAAAGUUGUAAUAUUAGCAGAAUAACGUUAACGCCAUGCUAUGCGGGCGCCACGCUAUGCGGGCGCCACGCUAUGCGGGCGCCACGCUAAGCGGGCGCCACGCUAUGCGGGCGCCACGCUAAGCGGGCGCUGUAAUAAGCACCGUGGGACCAAAUGUCUAAAGAACGAGUUUAAAGUGAAGCUUCUCGCCUGAAACAUUUUAAACCAGGGACCAAACAUAAAUUUAAACCUUAAAUUGCUUCAAAGAUUCAUUUUCAUACGGCUGGGCUCAUUUUGUGCAAAAACUAUAAAAUAUUUUUAAAGAAUUGUCCUAACCUUUCUAAAGGUCUUAUUUUUCUAUCAGAUCAUUCUCUGAACUCCAGUUUUACCCACAGAGAGAGAGAAAAACCAUCUGGAAAAAUCUAUGUGGGUUAAAUGACUCAAAUAUAAAAAUAAACCCGUGAGUGUGACAAAUAGGCCAAAUCUUCGAAGGGCUUCUUCAAGCCUGUUUGCAUGUUUCCGUUUUAGCUCGGCAACUCCGGCUGCUGCUCCGUGGUUAAAGCAGGAGAAAAGUUCAGGUGAGAAGCAGAAGCACAAACAGCUGCUGCUGCUGCUGCUGCUGCUGCUGCUGCUGCUGCUGCUGCUGCGCAGACAGCUGCUGCUGCUGCUGCUGCUGCGCAGACUGCUGCUGCUGCUGCUGCUACUGCCUUCUGAAGAAACGCACCAAAAAAAGUCAGAGCCAGGAGGAGGGACUUAGCGCUGUCAAUCACCCCAUGUAUUCGCUGCUAAAUGUGCUAGUGGUGCAGAAACAACUCACUGUUACAGGAAAGCUGUUCAUCUGCUAUCAUCUGUGGCGAUGCUAACUAGCAUUAGCAUUCACAACAUUCAUGAUGUGUAUAUGGCCAUGAUUGACAGCGCUAGGCCCCCCCCCCUGAAUCUGAUUGGUUGUUUUUAGUUAGCACUGGGAGACAAAGGAAACGGAUUAAUCCACAGAUUGUCUCAGAUUAAACUCACGUUUCAACAAAUAUAAAAAAACAUUUUAUAAACGUUACAUCACUUUAAAACGACUGCAGAGCGAAAACCAGAUUCACAGUGAGUGGAACCAGAGGGGGUUUUGUGUUUGCCCCCGGCAGCAGGGUUUUAUAGCUCGGACCUUCCAGAACUUUCUCCCUCCUGAUCCAUUUCUGUUCAUCGUUUCUCCUUUUAUUCAGAGAAAUAUGAGAAACUACCUGAGAAACGUUGUGAGCUAAAAAAAAUGUAAUUUUAUUUCACUUUUGUACAACUUCCUGUCCCUUUGAACACGAUGUCGACUUUGCUUCGACGGCGGUGAGAGAGUCCAUCUUUAAUAUCCAGUUACUGAAAACAUCCAAACCAAUCAAAACUAAAUGAAUCCAGUUCAGAUCAAACUGAGGGAAAUUCAGAUUUAACUCCAAACUGGCUAAGAUUCUCCAAACAUUCAUUCGGGUGAAGCUACUGCAGGAAUCUGAGAAGUUUUAAUCAAACUGCAGAGAAAAUGUAACUUUUGACUCAAACAAACAACAUGAGAAACGAGCUGCUGUUGCUAGACGACGGAGACACGGAGCGAUAAUAUUUCACUUUUUGCUGCUUCUCGUUAAAAUUCAUCUGGGCUUUCUGUGGGAAUCCAUCUUCAUCUUCUUCUACAUCCACACUCAGUCAGAACUCGAUGAAUCUAAUUCAGACCAGACUGUGAGAACGUUUCUCUGCAGGUCAGAUUUUCAAAAUAAAAGCAUUCAUUUCCUUCAGCUACUCUUUGCCUCCAUUUGGCAUCAAAAAGGUGAAACUUUUUAAUCAAACUGUUGUUCUAUUGUAAGCUUUGACUCAUGAUGCAGCCACCACCAUGCUUUAAUGUUGUUUCAGGGCGUUUCAGAGCAGAAACAUGAAAAACAGGCUGCUGUUCCCAUGGCAGCUGCCUGUUAUGUAAUACAGAGACACCAGAGAUGUUAAAACACAAAGAAAGUUGUUUUCUUUGUCGUUUCUGUUCAUUCAGCUGCGUAAAUCCAUCUGCAGCUUCCAAACCCAAACAGAGCAAAGUUAAUCUACGAAUCUCUGAUCCUUGGGUUUAUUUCCUGUUUUCCUGACGGAUCGCAGCUCAGUUUGCUCCAGACGGAGCGGAAAGGUCAGAGGUCGCUGGAUGUGCAUGAUCAGAACCAACUGACUGCAGGCAGCCAGGCGGAAACCUGCAGACGUUUAGUUGCUGCGUCGUAACGCCAGAUUACGGAGAGCGGGAAGCAAAGUGGGCCAUCAUUGCUCACAAUUAGGGACCAAAACAAACCGGGUGGAACGCCGGGAUCUGCCGGAUGGGUCAGAACCACAGCUGAGUGGCUUCUGGAACCAGCCAUGUCUGACGGCGUUCAUCACUCAGACGUGAAACGAUGCUCAGGUAGAAAAGACGCCGGCAUGAAGCCAACAACGGGGACAUUUCCCUCCCAGAAGCUUUUUAUUAUUCAUCUUCCUUCAGUUUCUUCUCCUCCAUUUCAUCCUUCAGAUCAACCAGCACAAACAUCAGCCGACCAAAAUACUGGUUAGCAUUAUGUAGCAUUUAAUCCUUGAUGGUUUCUAUCAAUAGCGUCACAGAAACAAGUUAAUCUGAAGCUAAUUUUAGCCGUUUGGGCUAAUUAAUUUUGGGUCAUCAAAAUGAAUCCGUAUUUAACCUUCUGAUACAUCAACGUCGGGGAUUAACUUUAUAUUCCCCUAAAAUUUACAUUUGGUUUAAAUUAAAGCCAAAAAUUGUUCUAAAGCAGAACAGCAGGUCACAAAGAUUCUGCUAAUAUGAAAAGAUGAACAAAAAUCUGCGAUCAGGAAUGUGUUUUUAACUCAUUUUAUGAUUCAUUUUAGGGGAUAAAUCAUUUCAUAAAUGUUCUGUGUUGAUUCUGUGGAACCGCUCUUCAAACCAUGAUUUUAAAGGAUCAAAAUAACCAAAAUAUAAAGUUCAUCAGAUUUACCAGAAGUGAUGCUUCAUGAUGAAUCUAAAUUCAACGUUUUGUUCUGAAAAUGUUAAGUUUGGAAAUGAUUCAUCUGCUAGUUAGCAACACUAAGUUUUCUCUUUAGCCCACUUAGCUUCCCCUAAAUUAGUUCUUAUGGAUAAAUUCUAAAGCACUAAUACCAGAGCCAAUUUCUCAUUUAGCGCUUUAGCAUUUUCCUAACUUCAUAAACAUUUAGCGCAUAAAGCUCCUCCUGCAGCUGCAGGUCAUCAUCAGCGUCGGAGCAGGACUGAUGUCCAGAGGCCUCAUGACUUCGCUGCUCUAAAACAGGGUUCAGUUCAUAACCAGCUUCAAAUUAUUCAGUGAAUAAACCGUAACCUGUUUCUACGGUCCGACGUUUUUCAGAUCAGUGAAUUCCCAAACCGACCCUGCUGGUACCAGUUUGGUCAGCUCCUGUUUUGUUGGGUAAUUUUCUGACUAUUAUCAUAUUUCUGCUGAAGAUUUAAAAGCACGGAUUGUUGCUGAUGUCAUCCUGAAUCAGAAAACGAUGUCUGUAAAUAUCUGUUUGUUGGGAAUGAGUUACAAUGCAGUCCAGCAACGAGCCGACGUACGGGUGCAUUUUGUUUUAGAAAACAUGAUAUGUACAGUUCAUAAAAGGGCUCCAACACAAGAUACACGUUCAAAAACAUCCUGAUUUAUUUCCUGUUCUGCUGGAGAUGCUGAGCUGUGCAGCAGAACCAUCUCCGCCUGGGUUUCCGCUUCGUGUCGGGUUUAUUUUUAAGCACAAUGUUCCCGUUUCUCUCUGUCCAGUAGCGCUCGACGUGCUUCAACAGCGCCUGUUCCUGGGCGUACAGCUUUUACUGACGUCACAGGAAACGGAUUCAUCUGCAGAUUUUCAAACGGAUUCUUCAAGUACGGUCAUGAAGAGAGAUUUUAGGCAGCUAAUAUCUCACCUGCAACAGAAAACUCUCACUUUGUUUUCAUUUAGUCCAAACUUGUCAAGUUGACCAGAAUCAAGCAAAUUAACUAGUUUGAUAUUUUUCUUUUUUUAUUCAUCGUAGAUCCAAAACUUAAGAGAUUUUGCACAUUUGCUGUGUUAAAUAAAAUAAAAAGUUAGUUUUCAAAUUCCUCUGGGCUCGAUUGAUUAAAUUGAUCGUUAGUUAUAGGAACAGGAUUUGGGUCACUUUCUUUCAAAAUGCUAGCUAACAUUUAGCCGAGUUUAAUAAAUUCAAUAAAAGCUGAUUUUGGUGCAGCAAAGUUGGUUUUUCAGUAAAAGUCUCUAGAUGAAUGUGAUUCUAUUUAUUAUGAAAACCUGUUUAUAAACUAAAGUUAUACUUUCUGUUGUACUUAAGAUUUUCCAUUGUAAGAAAAUUGUAAUUACAAGUGCAGAAAACAGCCCCGGACCGCCUGUUGGCCCCGGACUUAGUCUAAGCCCAUCUUAGUUAAACCUGGAGUCUGAAGCUAACGGCUAAUCUGACCGAAACCAAACUAGA